Purpureocillium lilacinum is the source of this 2184-nucleotide messenger RNA. RefSeq lists its product as uncharacterized. Gene Ontology annotation, cellular component: nucleolus; TRAMP complex. Gene Ontology annotation, molecular function: mRNA binding; poly(A) RNA polymerase activity. The record is from RefSeq and is a predicted model, not a curated record. Gene Ontology annotation, biological process: RNA 3'-end processing. NCBI's taxonomy places the organism in Eukaryota, Fungi, Ascomycota, Sordariomycetes, Hypocreales, Ophiocordycipitaceae.
AUGUCUCGCCACGAUCCGCCAGGAUGGCGUGGUGACCGGGGUGGCGGCGACUCUUACCGCCCAGGGCAGAAUCAGUCCUCCCAGAACAGGUGGCGGCCAGGUGACAGCCGUCCGCACCGUAACGAGGGCUACGACUCCUACCGUGGCUCGGACCGUUCUGGCCGCGACUCCAACCGCGCGCCACCUCACACCGACAUGUACCGACCCCAGGUUCCGCAAGGCGACUUCACCUUCCGAGCACCACAGCCGUCGGGCUCUGAGCCUAUUCGCUUUACGGCCAUCAACGAACCUCGCGAGAACGGACCGCGCGAGAGAAGAUCCGGUGGCAGACGUGGAGACCGCCGUGGGGGACCGCCACGCAGACCUGGCCGUACGCCGUGGAGGCCACCGCACCCUGCAGAGCGCGCACUGGUGUCCGGCACCGCCAUCGAGGGCCCUGGCGAGCGCGUUAAUGACCCGGACGCCGCGGCCAAGUUCCGCAACCUGGACGAGCUAUCAGAUGACGACGAAGUUGCUAUGGACAUUUCAGAUCAAGAGCCCGAGUCUGAAGACGAGAACCCGAAGAAGCGAAUCCGGACGGACAAAGCUAGCGAAUCGGACAACGCCACCCCCAAGUGGUCCAAUCCUGACCCCUACACUGCAUUACCUUGCCCAGACGAAACCACGCGCAAGAAGAGGGACAUGGUAAAGCUCAUCCGCAAGGCCCGUGUGGAGGAGACCAAGCCCAACACCGAAUCGCCACCCGAAGCUGAGGACUUUAUCGCCAUCGGCAUGAGCAGCGACGAAGGCGAUAACGAGGGCGAUGAUGAACACGCCGCGCCAGCUAUUGACCUCCAGUUGCCCAGACGGCCGCCCACGGGUCCUCGUGCCGACCGCUUGGAGGUCACCUCGGCAAGAGCGACCAGUGGCGGGGCAACACUGCAGAACGGCAACCCUGCCCAGUUCACCACCGCCUCCAGCGUUAUGCCGGAUCGCUCUGGACCCCUUGGCUCUCGCAAGCGCACGGCUGACGACGUGAUCAAACCGCCCGACUACGGCCAGCUCAAAAAGGGUAACAUGCGCCCUUCCAAAGGAAUGCUGGUGCCAAACUGGCAGCCCAAGAAGAAUGAGGAGCCAUGCCCGUGGGCUGUGAUGGAUUAUUCUGGCGAGAAGAAUAUUGGCAUCCAGUUGCACAAGGAGAUCAUCGACUUCUACGAAUACGUUCGUCCUCGCGACUUCGAGCAGCGCAUCCGCACUCGGCUCGUUGAGAACCUCCAGCGGGCCAUGAGGCGCGAUGCCCGUAACUUUGCGUCCGCCGAGGUGCGUCCGUUUGGAUCCUUCAUGUCCGGCCUUUACCUCCCAACGGCGGACAUGGACCUCGUUGUCUGUUCCGCAAGCUUCAUGAGGGGUGGUCCGCCCACGUACCUCAGUGCCAAGAGCUGGCUGUAUAAGUUCCAGAAGUUUCUUGUUUCUCAAGACGUGGCCGACGGAGAUUCCAUUGAGGUCAUUGCUCACGCGCGCAUUCCGCUGGUCAAGUUCGUGGACAAGGCCACGGGCCUCAAAGUGGACGUGUCGUUUGAGAACCUGGGCGGCGUGCGAGCUGUCGACACCUUCCUCAAGUGGAAGGCAGAUUAUCCUGCAAUGCCGAUUCUCGUUACGGUUGUGAAGCAUUUCUUGCUCAUGCGUGGCCUCAAUGAGCCCGUCAACGGCGGCAUCGGCGGCUUCUCGGUUAUAUGCCUGGUCGUGAGCAUGCUGCAGAUGAACCCAGAGGUGCAGAGUCGCACCAUCAAGCCGGAGCAUCACCUUGGCGACUUUCUGUUGGACUUUCUGGACCUCUACGGCCGCCACUUUGAGCAUGAGGCGAACGCCAUCUCCCUUACGAGUCCGGUUGGAUACGUCAGCAAGAACAAAGUCAAAACGCUGACCUACCGAAACCGUGACCGCCUCUCCAUCAUCGAUCCAAACAAUCCCUCAAAUGACAUCUCGGGUGGCUCAUCCAACACGCCAGCGAUUCUGGCGCGUUUUCAUGAUGCCUACUUGACCCUUACGAAUCGUAUGGACGAGUUGCGACGCCACCCAGAGUCGACCAAGGGCGGCAUCCUUGACGUCAUUCUCAGAGGAGACUACUCUUCGUUUCGAAUGCAGCGAGCAUACCUCAAGCUCGUUCACGAGAAGACCAUCGGACCUUGUCCCGACUCGGACUGA